AGUACGUUUCCCUCAAGAAUAAGACUCUUGACAAACAAGCACAUCAUGGUUGCGGUGAAGUUGUCGGAUCUGUGCCUCUCCAGUUUAGAUGCAGUCUUCUGAUGAGCAUAAUGUGCACAAAGUGGAGCUGAGAGGGGAUAGAAGUUCAGAAUCCAGCAUACAGACAUCUACAGUAGCUUCUCAUCAUGGAGGAGACGCCAGUCACACACCAACCAGAACAGUCAGUCACCACGAAAGACUCGGCAUCAGUGUUUCAGGAGGAGGAGAAGGAGGAAGAGCAAGACGAAGAGGAAGUGGGGGGCUUCACCACAGGAAGUGAGGACAACUUGAGGUCAAGCAAAGUUCCCGCACUGACAGAUCCAAUACUCACGCAGCCUGGCCUCGGCGUCACCACGACAACUGUCACCACCAUCACACAGACGGGUGGAGGCUGGAGCACUGGCCUGUUUAACGUCUGUGCAGACAAGACGACAUGUCUUCUCGGGGCUGUGGUGCCGUGCUGUCUGGACCUGAGUUUAGCACACCAGUACGGCGAGUGUCUGUGCAUGCCUCUGCUACCCGGAUCCACUUUUGCCAUACGAGUUGGGAUCAGGGAGCGGUACAAGAUACGGGGCAGUGUGUGUGAGGAUUGGACCACAGUCUACUGCUGUUACCCUCUGGCUGUGUGUCAGAUGAUAAGAGAGAUGAAGCGGAGGAUGAAGACACAGACGUAUCAUGUGUCCACUGCCCUCGAAUGCUCCUGAAGAAACUCUAGACAGUAAAUGAGGCCUGUCCUUUUUACAAUGAAACUGAGAGUGGUGGAGAUUUCUGGUAUGAACAACACAAAGAAUCAAUACUAUAAGGUUUGAACUUACUUUUAAAUACCCCCGAGGAUGCUUUGGCCAAUAAAUCAAGUCUAUCCUCCAACAUUCAAAGAAGACUGGAAAGGACAAACUUUGAUGAAUAGCAUAAACAGCAAAAAUAAUCCGAGCUGUAAGGUCUAAACCAGUGUGUGAGGCUUAAAAAAAAAAACACCUUAGAAGUUGUUAGAUUCAAACUGACACCUAUUUUAAACUGCUGUUUCGAGAGGAUAUUAUGAAUAAACUUCUCUGCCUCUUUUGCGGAGGUUAGAAUUCAUUAACUGACAUUUUGAAUUGGGUGAAAAGCAGGUGGCAGGACGCAUGCUACUUUGCUUAGCUGUCACUGUUAGCAAACAGUGCUCAACAACUCUUAAUCAGAAACAUUUAAAAGUUCCCUUACUUCUGAUUCCAGCUACUGAAACUGCUACUUAAUAGUAUUUUUUGGUCAUUUUUAUCAAGACACAACCAUAUAUCAAAAUCAUUAAACAUAUUUAUUCUAUAUUAUUCUAAUUUAUAAAAGGUCAGUUCACCCAAAUCCUAAAAAAAACAUGUUGCCAAUGGUAAGCAGACGUUUGGUUACAUUUGGUUACGGCCUCAGAAACACCUCCAAUACAUUCAAGGUCAAUGGGAUUUUAUUUGUGCUGCUCAAAACAAUGAAUUUAAAGAACACCCCAAACAAACAAAUGAAUGUCUCUUGUGGCCUGGAUAUUCAAUGCAGCUCGCUAACACUGGUUCAUAGAAACUAUUUAUUCAACAGAAAAUGGUACAAACAAAGUGAGAAAAGUGAUUUGGUUGAACCAACCCUUUCAUUUUGUCUGGCAUGCCAAAGGGCACCAGACACAUUAUCGUAUUCAGUCCCUCUCAGACAUAAAGGGAAGAUGGAGUGAGGAAACAUGAAGCUUUCUAGACUAGGAGGUACUAAAUGAGAAACAGGGACAUAACUCAACUUAAUCCUAGCGAAGCCAAGAGAAAAGCAGAAAUGCUCAGUUCAGUCUGAUUAAAUCAGUUUGUUUCUUAAUUAAGCAUCAAUGUUUAUCAGAGCUGUUUCAUUUAUUCCAUACUGUGGGACGAAACAAGUGUGCAAGUCAAUUCAGUAUGCAGAACCACUUUGUCUGAUUACCCAGCAAUCCGCCCACAGUGCAGCUCCGAUCACACUCAACAGUUCAAGUACAGUCUUACAGUCUCUAAUAAAGCCUAUUUCCAUAUUUCUGAUAGUCUUUUAUCCUUCUGUUACUUGAUUCACCUCAGGCAUUCAAUCAUAUUAUUAAACCGGUCCUGAUUUCUGUGUGUUCCCUGAACCCGAAAUGCCAACCAGCAAAGAACGGAUAUGGAAAAUGUUAUUCAUACACAAAACAGAUGGGUCCUCAAAGGGCAAAUAUGUAAUUUGUUAACUCUUACGAAUGUGGUCCCCCACCUGGGAGCUGCUUCAAAUCAAAAUGGGUUUGGUGCCAAGAAGGAGAAAGCUAUGAAUUAGAAUUUUAAUGAUAUUUUACAGACACUGAAUAUUUCAAGGAGUUAAUCUGCUGAAUGAAAAUAAAGAUUUUUAAAUUGUGGCA
This is a messenger RNA of Larimichthys crocea (large yellow croaker), 2395 nucleotides long. It is a transcript of the gene plac8l1, whose product is annotated as PLAC8 like 1. NCBI's taxonomy places the organism in Eukaryota, Metazoa, Chordata, Actinopteri, Sciaenidae. The coding region runs from base 186 to 743 and encodes 185 amino acids. The record is from RefSeq and is a predicted model, not a curated record. The transcript is spliced from 5 exons.